AUGUAUCCAUUGGCGUGGGCUGUUGUUGAGGGUGAAAACAAUGAAUCAUGGCAAUGGUUCAUUUCUGAAUUGAAGAAGUGUGUGCCUCAUGAUAAUGGUAAAGACUGGAUAUUAAUAUCAGAUGAACACCAGAACAUUCUGUAUUCUGCAUUGUACAUGAUAAACAUGCUGCAUUCUCCUGCAUCUGCAAUUCAGGAUUAUGCAUCUGCAUCUAGCAUUUUGAGGGCAGUCCAGCUGGAGCUUCCAAAAGCAGAACAUAGGCAUUGUGCUAGGCACAUCUACGCAAAUUGGAACAAGUCGUUCAAAGGACAAGAGUUGAAAUUACUGUUUUGGAGAUGUGUCAAAGCAUACAACUUGGCUGAUUUUGAGGAAGCAAUUACGGAGAUGGAGGAUGUUAAUCCGGUUGCUGUUGAUGCCUUUAGGAAAUGUGGUCCACACUUGUUUUGUAGAUCUUUUGUCAAACUAGACGGCAAGUGUGAUGUUAUUUUGAGCAAUAUGGUAGAAACUUUUAAUAAUUACAUCAUGAAUGCUAGAUCCCAUCAUUUAAUAGAUAUGCUUGAAGAAAUUAGAACAAUGCUAAUGAAGAGGAUGGCAAAUAAAAAGGAAGAGGCAUUGAAGAAGUGGAAGGGUUUGUUAUGUCCCAAAGUACAAAAAAUGUUAGACUCAGAGAAGCAAGAAGCAGUUAAGUGCACUGUCAUUCCUUCAACAUCAACGCGUUUCCAAGUAGCCUAUUGUAUGGAUGUUUUAGAGGUUGAUAUUGAAAAUAGAACUUGUACUUGCAAGAAAUGGGAUUUAAGAGGGAUUCCAUGUUGUCAUGCAGUUGCAUCUAUUUUUUACUUGCACAAGGAGGUUGAGUCAUUUGUUGAUCAGUGCUACACUAGACAGGCUUAUUUGAGAGCCUAUGAAGGAAGCAUCAAUCCUUGUAUUGGCGAGAGGUAUUGGCCUAAAAUUGACAAACCGAUCGAUCCUCCUCCAAUUAAGAUUGGUCCGGGUAGACCACGAAAAAACAGAAUUAAGGAUCCGCAUGAAGAUCCUAAAAAACCGGGAAAGCUCUCAAGACACGGGGUUCAAAUGACAUGUGGCAUUUGCAAUACGGUUGGACAUAACAAAAGGAAAUGUCCGGAUAAGGGUAAAGCGGUUGAGCAACCACCUCCAUUGAAAAGAAGAAGAGGAAGACCGAAAAAGAUUGUUGAUGUCGCAACGAACACACCAGAGUUAUCCCAUCACAACGUGUCUGCACAACCGAGUUCUUUAGGUAAAGGCAACAGGACAAUUAGAGCAGGGGAAGGGAGUAGAGGGGGUAGGACUGGUAGUGCAAGCGGAAGGAGUGGUGUAAGUACUGCUAAAAGGGGAAAGCCUAAGAAGAACUCUUCUGAAAUAAUAUCAACCCAAGCAUCGACAACAAAGAAUUGA
This is a messenger RNA of Amaranthus tricolor (Joseph's coat), 1413 nucleotides long. RefSeq lists its product as uncharacterized. Lineage: Eukaryota; Viridiplantae; Streptophyta; Magnoliopsida; Caryophyllales; Amaranthaceae. The transcript is spliced from 3 exons. Gene Ontology annotation, molecular function: DNA binding; zinc ion binding. The record is from RefSeq and is a predicted model, not a curated record. The coding region runs from base 1 to 1413 and encodes 470 amino acids.